This is a messenger RNA of Arachis stenosperma, 1188 nucleotides long. RefSeq names its product flavanone 3-dioxygenase 3-like. The record is from RefSeq and is a predicted model, not a curated record. Lineage: Eukaryota; Viridiplantae; Streptophyta; Magnoliopsida; Fabales; Fabaceae. Bases 1 to 1188 code for a protein of 395 amino acids. The transcript has 4 exons.
AUGGAUAAUCAAGCAAAGAGUAGUAGUGGUGCUUCCUCUUUUACUAGUGCUAUGAAUCUUGACCAACAAGGAGUGUCUUUUAUUCCUCAAUGCUAUGUUCUACCCCCUUCACAACGCCCAAACAUCAUUCAUCAUCAUGAUGAACAUGUUCUUCCUCUCCCUAUAAUAGACUUGUCUGAUUUUCAUGAUCAAUCUCGUAGAUAUCAAAUUAUCAACAAAAUCAGAAAUGCUUGCAAGGAGUUUGGUUUCUUUCAGAGAUAUAUACUUUACUUCCAUUUCCCAUACCGCAAUUUAAGAUACACUGUCUUUGGCUGCUUCCUUAUAAAUGAAUCAUUCAUAGCUUAUUACAAAAUAUCAAAUGUUAUUAACCAUGGAAUUGAUGAAUCAGCAAUAAAUGAAGCCCUAAAAGCUGCAGAGGAGUUCUUCAACCUCCCUCAUGAUGAAAAGAUGUGUUUGUUUUCUGAUGAUGUUCAUAAGCCUGUAAGAUAUGGAACAAGCCUUAAUCAUGCUAGGGAUGAAGUUUUUUGUUGGAGAGAUUUCAUCAAACAUUAUUCUCAUCCCCUACCGGAUUGGAUUCAUUUGUGGCCUUCAAAUCCACCAAGUUAUAGGAAGAACAUGGGAAAUUAUGCUGAGGCAGUGCAAGAUCUUCAAAACAAACUAAUGGAGAUGAUUUUUGAGAGCCUAGGGUUAAACCCUAGCUACCUUGAAGAAGAAGUUAAUGGUGGAUCUCAACUCCUAGCUGUGAAUUGCUACCCUGCAUGCCCUGAACCCGAACUAACCCUAGGGAUCCACCCUCAUUCCGAUUAUGGAUCAAUAACUGUUCUACUCCAAACUCGAUCCGGGCUCGAAUUCAAGAACAAAAACAAUAAUUGGGAGGCAGUUCCCUUAGUUGAAGGUGGCCUAGUAGUGCAAUUGGGUGAUCAAAUGGAAGUUUUGAGCAAUGGAGUUUACAAGAGUGUGAUUCACCGAGCAACAGUGAAUGUGGAUAAGAAGAGGUUUUCAAUUGUGAGUCUUCAUAGUUUUGCAAUGGACAAGAAGAUAGGGCCAGCAAAAGAGCUUGUUGAUGAUAAUCAUCAUCAAUUACCAAAGUGUUACAAUGAAUUCAGCUUCAGGGAGUUUCUUCAUUUCAUUUCCAACAAUGAUAUUACAAAAGAAAGGUUCCUAGACACUUUGAAGAUCAUGAAAUAA